Messenger RNA from Sitodiplosis mosellana (orange wheat blossom midge), 969 nucleotides. Its product is annotated as probable cytochrome P450 313a4. The coding region runs from base 1 to 969 and encodes 322 amino acids. The record is from RefSeq and is a predicted model, not a curated record. The transcript is spliced from 4 exons. Gene Ontology annotation, molecular function: oxidoreductase activity, acting on paired donors, with incorporation or reduction of molecular oxygen; heme binding; monooxygenase activity. Lineage: Eukaryota; Metazoa; Arthropoda; Insecta; Diptera; Cecidomyiidae.
AUGGACAUUUUGAAAGAAGAAUACAGCAAACAACAAACCCCAUACUUAAAUUGGUUUGGACUCAAGUGCUUUUUGAUCAUAGAUCAUCCUGACGAUAUUCAAAUGGUUAUGACCUCGAAAUCGUGCAUUGAAAAAAGCAACAUAUAUCCCAAUCUAUUCGUUGAAAACAUUGGUCAGCAUAUUGGUAGAGGCAGUUUUGAUAUCUUCCAUUAUUCAUCCGCCUGUGCAAUGGAUAUAAUUUGUGAUUUCGAAUCACCAAAAAUUUUUAUUGAUCGAUUGAUUAAACUGCGGCACGAGGGACUGAUUACUGAAGAAGAUGUUCGGGAUCAAGUAAAUUUCAUUAUGUUUGCCGGACAAGAUACGUCUUCUUUCACAAUUGCGAUGACAAUUUUGCUGUUAGCGAUGCAUCCGAGCAUCGGGAAACGUGUUGUAGAUGAAAUCAAUGAAGUGCUUGAUUAUUUGCCGGUUGAUUCUGAUCUUACAAUGGAACACGUAAACAAGUUGACUUAUCUGGAGCAGGUCAUAAAAGAAACAUUACGAUUGCAUCCAGUGGUGCCUAUCUUGUUCCGUCAUUGCACUGAAUACACAUCAAUGACGAAUUUCGUUAUUUCAAAAGAUACUGAAGUUGUUAUUCCGGCGAUUAGAGCUCAUCGACGCAAAGAUAUUUGGGGUGAAGAUGCCGACGAAUUCAAUCCUGAUCACUUUCCGAAAGAAGUCAGUUCAAAACGAAGUCCAUUCGCAUUUGUGGCUUUCAGUAAUGGCCCCAGAAAUUGCUUCGGUCGUCGAUUUGCUUUCAUUUCCAUCAAAACCACACUGGCCAAAGUACUUCGAAGUUCCAAAUUCUCCACACAUUUGGGAAUGGAUGACCUAAAAUUUCGACUUGAAAUCACCAGCAAACCAGUCAAAAAGGUUUUAAGGUCGAAAUUAUGGAACGCAUACUCCCAUGAAAGUUUUAGUGAUAGUUUGUGA